AUGGCAGACAUCCUCACGCAACUCCAAACCUGCCUGGACCAGCUCGCAACCCAAUUCUACGCAACCCUCUGCUACCUCACAACCUACCACGACAACAUCCCCGCGACGCCACCCCCGACAACCACAACGCCGAGCGCCGCACCCCUCCUCGCAAAAAUCCCCAAGAACGCAUCAACACCCCCGGUGCCCGCGUCCGCGCCCCAAGCAGCACAAUCCCAAUCGCAAGCGUCGCCGCCACCACCCGACAGCACCAACCCCCCGGGCCAGGGACCGAAUGCAGACAACCAACAGCAACAAAACGCAGAUGGGACAGCAGAAGGGUUACCUGCGCCGGAUAGUCCCGCUACGUUUGCUGCGCGGCAGAGGGAGUUGGCGCGGGACCUGGUGAUUAAGGAGCAGCAGAUCGAAUACUUGAUUAGUGUGUUGCCCGGGAUAGAUAGUAGUGAGGCGGAGCAGGAGAGAAGGAUUCGGGAACUGGAGGGGGAGUUGAGGGUUGUGGAGGGGGUGAGGGAGGAGAGGAGGAGGGAGUUGGGGGUGUUGAGGAAGAGGUUGGAGGGGGUUUUGGGGGUGGUGGAGAGGGGGAUUUAUUCUAGGGGUUAG
Molecule: messenger RNA, 600 nt
Organism: Aspergillus luchuensis
Lineage: Eukaryota; Fungi; Ascomycota; Eurotiomycetes; Eurotiales; Aspergillaceae
Gene: SRB7
Product: med21 domain-containing protein
Exons: 2
Coding region: 1-600 (199 amino acids)
Biological process (GO): regulation of transcription by RNA polymerase II
Cellular component (GO): mediator complex
Molecular function (GO): transcription coregulator activity
Source: RefSeq, a predicted model, not a curated record